Betta splendens (Siamese fighting fish) is the source of this 3186-nucleotide messenger RNA. Its product is annotated as transcriptional activator protein Pur-beta. The transcript has a single exon. Gene Ontology annotation, molecular function: purine-rich negative regulatory element binding; DNA-binding transcription factor activity, RNA polymerase II-specific; RNA polymerase II transcription regulatory region sequence-specific DNA binding. The coding region runs from base 23 to 952 and encodes 309 amino acids. NCBI's taxonomy places the organism in Eukaryota, Metazoa, Chordata, Actinopteri, Anabantiformes, Osphronemidae. The record is from RefSeq and is a predicted model, not a curated record. Gene Ontology annotation, cellular component: nucleus. Gene Ontology annotation, biological process: regulation of transcription by RNA polymerase II.
AAACGGGCUGCUGGUGGCGAAGAUGGCGGAUGGGGACAGUGGCAGUGAGCGCGGAGGCAGCAGCGGUGGCGGUGGUGGCGGAGGGGGAGGAGGAGGCGGCGGUUUCCAGCAUUACCAGCGGGAACCGGAGACACAGGAGCUGGCGUCGAAGCGGCUGGACAUUCAGAACAAACGCUUCUACCUUGACGUCAAGCAGAACGCCAAAGGCCGGUUCAUCAAAAUAGCCGAGGUCGGCGCGGGGGGCUCGAAAAGUCGACUGACUCUGUCCAUGUCAGUUGCGGCAGAGUUCCGCGACUACCUGGGGGAUUUCAUAGAGCACUACGCCCAGCUCGGGCCUAGCACCCCGGAGCAGAUCGCGCAGUCAUCCGGUGGAGAUGACACCGGGCCUCGACGGGCCUUAAAGAGCGAGUUCUUGGUGCGUGAGAACCGAAAAUACUACCUCGACCUGAAGGAGAACCAGAGGGGUCGCUUUCUCCGGAUCCGGCAGACCGUCAACCGAGGCCCCGGCUUCGGGGUGGGAGUAGGGGGCAUCCCGGGUGCUGGCCUGCAGGCCGGACAGACCAUCGCGCUCCCGGCGCAGGGCUUAAUAGAGUUCCGAGACGCCUUGGCCAAGUUGAUAGACGACUACGGAGCCGACGAGGAGGAGCUGGCCGGCGGCGGAGGGGCCGGGGGCUACAGCGAGCUUCCGGAGGGCACCUCCAUCAUGGUGGACUCCAAGCGCUUCUUCUUUGACGUGGGAUCCAACAAGUACGGAGUUUUCCUACGGGUGAGCGAAGUGAAGCCCAGUUAUAGAAACUCUAUAACAAUCCCCUUCAAGGCGUGGAGCAAGUUCGGGGGAGCGUUCAGCCGCUACGCCGAGGAAAUGAAGGAGAUCCAGGAGCGGCACCGGGAUAAGAUGUACGAGAGGAGAGCCGGAGAGGAGUCUGAGGGGGACGACGUGGACGACGAUUGAUGGGAGAGGUGGCCGCUUGUGAUGAAGCUGACAACACGACGCAAAGCCUGGAGAGAAACGGAGAGAAAAGAACGACCUAGCUAUUCUGUGCAUGACGAAUCGAACUUAAAAAUGCUAAAACAAAGGAGAAAAAUAAAACGUAUAUUUGACUGAGAAAUUACUGUCUAUAUAAGAGAAUAAUGUUCUAAAGUUUAGGUGGAUGUUAUAGCUAAACGAGUGCGGGCUGCUGAAGUCAGCCUUAGUAGAUUCCCCAUUGACAAAAAUAUAUAAAUAUAUAGCUCUAUAUAUCUAUAUAUAUUGAUUGUUCAUUUGAUAGCCUCACUUAUGUAGCCCAGCAAAUUCAGUUUGACAGUGCUCAAGAUGCAGCAGCAGGUUACCAGUCCCACUUCCUGGUUGCUAUCCAAUGAUAAGAGCCUGACCUCGAGCUGACCUUCUAGUCUGUGUGAUGAUAAUGAGGAAGUGCGACAUACUCAAACCAGCAGGUGCGGAGUGGGAGUAAGCCGGGGACCCUGCAUCGCUGCCCGUGGCACUUAGUAUGUGUUCUAUGUCUAAAGAACAGCUUGCCCUGAUAGACCCUCAACACCCAAGCCACGGUCUCCACUCUUACUGGGCAUCGCAGGACAUCCUCUUAGCCUGUUGGGGGAGGGGGGGUCCCGUAAGGUGAUCUGUUACAAGCACAUGGCUCAUUUGGAUUCUCUGGACGAUCCAAAUGAGUCCAAACGACCUCCUCCUCCUCCCCCUCCUCCCCCAUCCUGUCUCUCUCCCUCCUGGGCAUUCCUCAGGUGCUGAAGUGUGGGGAGGCCUGCUCACGCGUGGCUUGUUUUGUCUCAGGGCUGGCAAGUCUCCUGUGCAUUCUGUGGGUUGUAUCAGCGUAACCUGUGCCUGUGCAUCAUCUGCCCCGGCAGUUGAGACGCCUGUGGCAACUGGCGGCGUCUUGUGCGAUGCAGGGCCACUUUUGACUGCAGUGACCUUUUUUUCCGUCAAAGCGGAUGCAGUGAGCUCAGGCCUCUAGCACUGGUCAAAAUGUUUUGAGUUAAAGCUUAAUGUUGCCGGGCUUGAGCUAUGGUCUCAAGGGAUUUGACCUUGCUGACUUAUUUAGGGUGCAUCAUUUGGAUCCUUUAAUCUUGAACUGAGACCAUUAAUGACUGAAGCAUUUUCAGUCUGAUUGUAAGAAAAAUUAGGUGCUCUUGGAAAACAAAAACCCAUAAUGGGGUGCUGUACCUAAAGAAAAAAGAAACUAUAUAUAUAGAUAUAGAUAUAUCUAUAUAUAGAUAUAGAUAUACUGGAAGAGAUUUACUUACUAAAAAGCAAGUAUAGAUAGAAUUAUUUUUCAAAAGAGAUGUAUUGAAAUAUGUCUUAGAAAUAUAAGACGUUUAUUAGAUAAUGCUGCCUAAAGUGGCUUAUUUAAAACACUAAACUUGGAUGCAACUGUCCAGGGUGAUAUUUCAUACCUGAUUGUUUCCUAACAUUCUUUUAUUCCUUAGAGGAAAUUUAAAGAGUACAAUAAAUUGAUAAAUAACAUUGUUAUAGCAAUUUCUAGAAACAACUUCUUUGAAGUAGUUUGUCAGCAAACACUCAGCACUCCAGUUCACUUUACAGAGCAUCAUGUUGUCCCCUUUUUUUUUAAGUCCACCUAUUGUUUUUAGCCUGGUUUGUCACAGGUUGGCUCUCCAUCGGUCGCCAUACGACACCAACAAACACCCCUAAUCAUCAUGUUGUUGUUAGUGCUCCUUUUUUGAGAUAUGAUCUUUUAUUUGCAUGCCUGCUCUCAUAAGGAGCUGCCUUGUGUUUUUUUUCUUUUGCAUACUCUGAUUGCUGUAUGAUGGUAUUUAUCCAUUUUGAGAGAAGUUUUAAGUUUCAUUUUGGUAUUGCAAUUGAAAAAAGUUCACUUUUCAGACUAAUAACAAAAAAAGCCACAAAGUACCCGUGCUUUGGGGAAUGUCACUUUCAUUGUCCCACUCCCUUGAGUGUGUAAACCUCUCGUUGAAUUUUACUUUACCCACUUCAACACAGCAGAUAAAUGCCAUAUGAAAAAACAGAAACACCUGGGAGCAAUACUUUUUUUCUUUUCUAUUGAUAUAAAUAUACUAUAUAUAAUAUUACACAUGAGAUUGAACUACAUCCUUCUUCCUGUACUGUGUUACGUGAAAUGGCAGCUGUUUCAGUCAUGUGUGUUCUGCUGUAAUAUUCUACCAAGUUCCUUUCAACGAGAAAUAAAAAAAGGUUUUUGCUCA